This is a messenger RNA of Cylindrotheca closterium, 1164 nucleotides long. NCBI's taxonomy places the organism in Eukaryota, Bacillariophyta, Bacillariophyceae, Bacillariales, Bacillariaceae. The record is from the annotation of a GenBank genome assembly.
AUGGUGGUUAAAACUUCAAAACGAAGCCUGAACCGUGGAGACAGCAGAACUUCUACAAGCAUUCCCCGAUUUGCCAUACUUGUGGUAUCUCUCGUCUUCUUUUUUGCUGGCACGCAAUCCAAGUCGAGUCUUUCCGAUGUCAUUACUUUGGAUACCGCCAGUAUCCUAAGCUCGGAUGGAUCGCAGAGACAGUUGGCAGAUCACGUCACCACUUCUACGAUUGCCAACACCAAUAACAACAAGGUCACUGAAUCAAAAACUGCAACAAUAACUCGCGACAGUGGAAAACCAAAGAAAUCCCACAUGUUGCAACUCGAGCCUUUACCGUACUCGUUGCACCCCAAAUGGAAACUAUGGACCGAAAUGACCGCAGAGCAACAGGAUGCCGCGAUGGAUGAAGUUGGAACAUAUCUUACAAAAUACGGAAAACUCAUCAAGCCUUCCAACGGAAAGUUGCAAGGUGAAAACAACUUUGGCAACUGCCAAGUCAAAACCUUCAAAAAUGGACAUUCUCUGUGCGAACCAAAACCUGCGAACUGUACCUUCUUUUCGUUUGGGAUCAACGAUGAUCCUAGUUUCGACAUCGCUUUGGCCGAAGAAUGGGAUUGCCGUGGCUUUUCGGCAGAUCCCACAGUCGAACAUCCGUCCAAGCUGCAUCCAAAGGUUACCUUUCACAGUGUGGCAGCAUCCAUGUUGAGCGACAAUGAAGAGCGAUUGAUCAACAAGGGUGGAGCAGUCGACUGGUGGAGCACGAGUAUGCCCAAGCUGAGAUAUUUUUUGGGUCUCGAUCACGUCUCCAUUGUCAAGUUGGAUUGCGAAGGAUGCGAGUUUGCUUUUGCCCGGGACAUUCUUCGUGAGGAUCCCUACUUUUUGCAUGUGGUGGACCAAUUCUCGAUUGAAUCGCAUGUCACCAAAACAUGGUUGAACACAAGAGAAGAACUCUACUACUUUGCUCUUCAUUUUGCACUUUUGGAAGAAGCUGGAUUUGAGAUGGUGUGGUCAUCGGUAUUUGGUUGUUCCAAGCGCCACGAAAUCACAGGAUGUAUUCCAGAAUUGGAAAAGUAUGGCUUUCCUUGUGGCCAUAAGCCAUGGCCAGACCAUCCAAACGUGGUACGAGGUUACAGCUGUCACGAAUUCACCUGGAACAAGAAGAAGACACAAUAG